AAAUAUAUUGAAAAUUUUGUUCUGCAAUGGUUGAUCGUGGCAAUAAUUUGGUGCUCCCAGUGGGUCCGUGUUCAACGGAACUUACGGAAUCUCAAGAGAGUUUUGCUCCACCCAAAAUUAAGAAAGUGCUGCCCACUCGAGCAAAUCGCAUGGAACAGUUUCUAUGGCAGGAACUCUUUGCCGAAUACAACCGACAGGCCUCCGCCCAAGUGGAUUUGGGCGAGGAUCGCACGGAGUACUACGACCAGUUCUGCAAGGAUGUGCCACCGAAGAACGAAGAGACCGAGGAAGUUCUGGUCAACAAGUACCCACUUUACUGCACCACAGCCGUAACAGUGUGGAAUCACGAGGGAGAUUUUACCAAGACUUUCAAAAGAAAAUAUUCUAUAACCAGACCUAUAGAUCUGUGUCCUGAUAAGUUUGCCCUCUAGAUGUGGGAGCACUAACAAUUUUAUGAGAGUAUAUUCAAAACUGUUUUAAAGAGAAUUGUGCCCAUAGCAUAUUAUUUAAUUUUGAUCUUUCAUUGUAAAUGUUAAAAAAAAAUUAAACUUGCAGUUUGAGAAAAUCUUCGCAGAAUCUU
Messenger RNA from Drosophila sechellia, 580 nucleotides. RefSeq lists its product as uncharacterized. The transcript has 2 exons. NCBI's taxonomy places the organism in Eukaryota, Metazoa, Arthropoda, Insecta, Diptera, Drosophilidae. The coding region runs from base 27 to 431 and encodes 134 amino acids. The record is from RefSeq and is a predicted model, not a curated record.